Messenger RNA from Patiria miniata (bat star), 8556 nucleotides. Its product is annotated as voltage-dependent L-type calcium channel subunit alpha-1D-like. Gene Ontology annotation, biological process: calcium ion import across plasma membrane. Gene Ontology annotation, cellular component: voltage-gated calcium channel complex; membrane. The record is from RefSeq and is a predicted model, not a curated record. Lineage: Eukaryota; Metazoa; Echinodermata; Asteroidea; Valvatida; Asterinidae. Bases 104 to 5911 code for a protein of 1935 amino acids. Gene Ontology annotation, molecular function: high voltage-gated calcium channel activity. The transcript is spliced from 41 exons.
UCGGGGCUUCAACUGUAGCGAGUUACGGGAAGACGCAUUUUGCGACGAGUACUGGGAGGGGCCCAACGAAGGCAUCACAAACUUUGAUAACAUCGGUCUAGCGAUGAUAACGGUGUUCCAGUGUAUCACGAUGGAAGGCUGGACAGAUGUACUUUAUAAUGUCAACUAUGCCAUAGAGGGUUGGUGGCCAUGGUUCUACUUUGUCACCCUCAUCCUCCUGGGUUCAUUCUUUGUACUCAAUCUCAUUCUCGGUGUUCUGAGUGGAGAGUUUUCUAAAGAGAGAGAAAAAGCCAAAGCACGAGGGGCCUUCCAGAAGUUCCGAGAGAAGAAACAAAUUGAGGAGGAUUUACGCGGGUAUCUGGACUGGAUCAUGCAAGCAGAGGAUAUAGAUCCAGACAACGAGAUAGAGAGACAAGGGGAACCUCCUAAACACGUCCUAUGGAAACGACUUGGCACACUUAACACAAAAGUUCCGAAGCCGAUGAGUGAGUCGGAUUCCUCAGAGAAAUCUGAGGAGCUCGGAAGUGGGGACAUACCACAGCAGUCCUGGAUGCAGAGGAAAAAACGGCACUUAAGACGAUGGAAUCGAAGGUGUCGAAGACUCUGCCGACAAGCGGUCAAAUCUCAAGCUUUCUACUGGGUGGUCAUCAUUAUGGUGUUCCUCAAUACGAUCAUCCUCGCCUCUGAACACUACAGGCAACCUAUUUGGCUUGAGUACUUCCAAGAUAUCGGCAACCUUCUCUUCGUGGUCAUCUUUGCUGUGGAGAUGAUCAUCAAGAUGUACAGCCUGGGUCUCCAGGGUUACUUCGUCUCCUUGUUCAAUCGCUUCGAUUGUUUCGUCGUCUGUAGUAGUAUGGUGGAGGUUGUCCUGAUGUACGCCGGUGUCAUCCAACCAAUCGGCAUCAGCGUACUACGGUGCGUCAGAUUACUACGAGUCUUCAAAGUAACCAGAUACUGGGCAUCUCUACGCAAUCUCGUGGCCUCUCUCCUUAACAGCAUGCGAUCUAUCGCCAGUCUCCUCCUCCUCCUGUUCCUCUUCAUUCUCAUCUUUGCUCUGCUCGGGAUGCAGGUCUUUGGCGGCCGCUUCAACUUCAAGAAGACCCAGGACAAGCCGCGCAGCAACUUUGACAACUUCUGGCAGUCACUGUUUACUGUGUUUCAGAUUCUAACCGGUGAGGACUGGAAUGAAGUGAUGUAUGAUGGGAUAGCGGCCUACGGCGGCGUUCAUUCUAUCGGCAUCAUGGCUAGCAUCUACUUCUUCAUCCUCUACAUCUGUGGGAACUACAUCCUUCUGAACGUCUUCUUGGCCAUCGCCGUCGACAACCUGGCCGAUGCCGAAAGCCUGACAGCCCUGGAGAAAGAGAAAGAGGAGGAAAAGAGGAACAAAUCCAUCCGACGAGCCAACGAGCUGGACCUGUCCAAGCAGCUACCACCAGGAGUAGAUCCGAAGGGGGUGAUCCGAGGACCCAAGAGGUUACAGGAGAAGAGGAAAGCACUGAAUAAGGAAGCCCCGGCUGCCAAUAAUCACAAGGCUGCCGAAGAUGGAGAGAAGCAAGUGCACAUCGAUGAUGAUGAGGCUAAGAAAGCUCUCAAAGAACCAGGAGACGAGGACGAGGAUGAGGAAGAAGAGGAAUCCUUGACGACGCAAUCAGCGAGACCGAGACGUCUAUCCGAGCUGGAUCUGCCCAACAAGAAGACCCCCAUGCCUAGACAGAGCUCGCUCUUCAUCUUUGGCCCAGAAAACAGGUUCCGUAAAGGCUGCUACUUCAUCUGCACGCACAAUUACUUCUCCAACGUCGUCUUGCUGCUGAUUCUGGUCAGUAGUAUCAUGCUUGCAGCUGAAGACCCCAGAGAUAUCAACAAACUAUUAAACGUUAUUUUAAACUAUUUUGACUAUGGGUUCACUGUAGCCUUCACGAUAGAGAUUCUUUUAAAGGUUAUUUCGUUUGGAUUAGUCGUUCACAAAGGUGCCUUUUGUCGUAAUUCCUUCAACCUCUUGGACUUGUUAGUUGUUACAGUGUCUUAUAUCUCCAUCGCGCUCCGAGCACAAGGACAAGACGCCAUCUCAGCAGUGAAAAUCCUAAGAGUUCUGAGAGUCCUCCGGCCCCUGAGGGCCAUCAACCGAGCCAAAGGCUUGAAGCACGUGGUCCAGUGCGUCUUUGUAGCUAUCAAGACCAUCGGCAACAUCAUGAUGGUCAUGCUACUCCUCGUCUUCAUGUUUGCCUGUAUUGGCGUUCAGCUCUUCAGCGGCAAGUUCUACUUUUGCACGGACGGAUCCAAAAUGACCGAGGAAGAGUGCCAGGGCUUUUUUAUAGAUUAUAAAGAUGGCAACUAUUUAGACCCCAUCGUCAAGCCCAGACACUGGAAUUUGAAUUCUUUCAACUUCAACAACGUUGGCAGUGGAAUGCUGACCCUCUUCACUAUCUGCACAUUUGAGGGCUGGCCAAAGCUGUUGUACAUAGCCAUAGAUGCAGCCAGUGUGCCAGACCACGGACCAAUCAGGAACAACCAGCUGGGCGUUGCCAUCUUUUUCUUCAUCUACAUCAUUGCCGUGGCCUUCUUCAUGGUCAACAUCUUCGUGGGUUUCGUCAUCGUCACCUUCCAGAACGAAGGAGAGCAGGAGUUCAAGAAUUGUGAGCUGGACAAGAAUCAGCGUCAGUGCCUAGAGUUUGCUCUGAAAGUCAAGCCGAAACGAAAGUACAUUCCAAAGAAUUCAAAGCAGUUGAAAGUGUGGAAAAUAGUGACUUCUCGACCGUUUGAGUAUUUGAUCUUCGUGCUUAUCAUGUUCAACACCAUAGUCCUGGCCAUGAAGUACUACGAUCAGUCAGACGAGUAUUCGAAAGUGCUAGAUAGAGUCAACAUAGUUUUCACGGCGAUAUUCUUAGUGGAAUGUAUUCUCAAAGUCAUUGCCUUCAAACCAAAGAAUUAUCUUCGAGAUUUGUGGAACGUGUUUGAUUUUGUGAUUGUCGUGGGUAGCAUCAUAGACAUCAGUUUGUCAGAAGUAAAAGCCUCACAAACGGAUUCAGAAAAUCGAUUUAGCAUCAACUUUUUUCGAUUGUUCCGAGUGAUGAGACUGGUCAAGUUGCUAAGUAAGGGAGAGGGAAUUCGAACCUUACUCUGGACAUUUAUCAAGUCCUUCCAGGCACUUCCGUAUGUGGCCCUGUUGAUAGUGAUGUUGUUCUUCAUCUAUGCUGUAAUAGGCAUGCAGAUGUUUGGCAAGAUAGCGACGUCCCUCGACGGACCUCUUAAUCGAAACAACAACUUCCAGACAUUUGUGGCCGCGCUUCUUGUGCUGUUCAGGUCAGCAACAGGUGAAGCAUGGCAGGAGGUCAUGUUGGCAUGCUCCUAUUCACCAGCGGCUGUUUGUGACAAACAUGUCCAGAAAGCCUCAAACAACAUGGACGAGAAUUGUGGCAAUGACUUUGCUUAUAUCUACUUCUUGACCUUCUACAGCUUCUGUUCUUUCCUGGUCAUUAAUUUAUUUGUUGCGGUCAUCAUGGACAACUUUGACUAUCUGACCAGGGACUGGUCCAUAUUGGGCCCUCACCACCUGGACGAGUUUGUCCGCAAUUGGGCCGAGUAUGACCCGGAAGCCACUGGAAAGAUCAAGCAUUUAGAUGUGGUGGCGUUACUGCGACAGAUCUCACCUCCUCUAGGCUUCGGCAAACUCUGCCCGUACAGAAUAGCAUGCAAGAGAUUAGUCUCAAUGAACAUGCCUCUCAACAGUGACGGCACAGUGAUGUUUAAUGCAACGCUCUUUGCUCUGAUCAGAACAUCGCUGAAAAUCAAAACUGAGGGUAACAUAGACAAGGCUAAUGAUGAGCUGCGGCAAGUCAUUAGGAAGAUUUGGAAGCGGACGAGUACCAAGAUGUUGGACCAAGUAGUUCCCCCGGCUGGAGCCGAUGAUGACGUGACAGUGGGCAAAUUCUAUGCAACCUUUCUGAUUCAGGAUUACUUCCGACGCUUUAAGAAACGCAAGCACGACCAGCUCAAGAUGCAAGGCCAUGAACAGGGCACGGUCGCUCUGCAGGCUGGUCUGCGAACGCUACAAGAGAUAGGUCCCCAGAUCAGGCGAGCCAUCUCAGGCAACCUAGAAGACAUGGAUGAUGAAGUCAGUGAAGCUGUGGAACUAGACGAACCAUCACACAGGCGGAGUCAUUCGCUUUUUGGCAAUAUGCUCAACAUGUACCACAAUCGCCGCCAGUCCGCCCCCCAGACCAACGCCACCCACCCCCACAACAUCCCCCUCGCCAACAACCUCGCAGUCUCUCCGUCCAACCAACAUCGAAAACUCUCACCAGCAAACUCGUUGAAUAGUUACAGCUACACGCCGCGUAGCCGGUCGCCGUACAGCAUGUCGUCCGGUGGGGGGUCCUUCAGGGGUGGCAGACCCCCUACGGGGAACUCGCUACAUAUAUCGUCACCCAACUCCACUGGUUUCUCGCCGGUCGGUGCCCAGCGGUACUCGCCCAACAACGUGACUGGUAGGAACCAUCGACACAGUUCUGGCCAGAGUCGUGAGGCCAUGCAACCCUUACUCGCCGAAGAGGAUCACCAUCUAGAACAGCCGUACCGUAACGGUAUCCAUGGCGAUGACCAGAACUAUGGAACGUUAGGACAAGGAAGGCAAGAAGUAGAACAUAACGCGGGAGACUCCAGAGAGCCGUACCAGGACCCUUACAGGGAACCCUACAGGGAUUACAGUCGUAUACCAAAGAGUAUCUUAAGGAUUACCCGCAGACUCAGCAUAAUCAGAGAGCCGCCUCCUACGCUAACUACCGAGUGUUACGACGAGGAUGACGAUGAUGAAGACGAUGAUGGUGAUACUUCUUCCGAGAACUCCCACCCACCCACCUCGCCCCUCCUGAGCCACGAACACACCCCGUCACCUUCCCGUAGCUCCUCCGGCUCGCGUAGUAUCUCCGCCUCUCCCCACACCUCCUCUGAGUUCCCGACUUCCUCCCACUACCCUGGCGAUGAGUCAAGUCUUCCAAGCGGGGAAUGCGACAGCGUCGCUAACUAUCCCAUGAAUCGUAAGGUGCCGGCGUUGACGCACAGGACCUCAGGCUCCUCGCUGCUGUCCUGCGUGGGUAAACCGGAGCCACGUCUGGCUUCGGAGAGAAAGACGGCUGUGCCAUUGAAGCUUGCUCAGGCACAGGUCAUGGCCGUCGCUGGGAUGACUCCGCAGGGCAAACCACGCGACGAUGGCCGCCCGCGUUUAUGGUUGACGCCACCGUCCUCCCCACGCCGCGUCCGCUCCUCCUAUCACACCCCUACUCCGCCCCGUAGCCGGGCUCGGGCUGGGGACACGCUCAUGCCGACGGAUAACAAUAACACCAAGGAGCCCCUGGCGUUGCGACAUUCCACUGGCGAGAUAGGCACCUCGCGAGAUCCCUCCACUGCGUUCUUCAAAGCGUUGACCAAACCCAAGGUUCGUCAGCCGCUGAUACCAAAAGGUCCGAAGUCAGCAUCCUCUCAACUGCCCGACAACGUGGAAGGGAGUGCCGAGAGUCUAGUUGCCCAGGUCUUGGAGGAGGAAGGUAUCUCCCCUAUCCACGAUCGCGACCUGAUCAGCACAGUAGAGCGCGAGCUUGCCGAGGCCUGCAAUAUGAGCCAAUCAGAGAUGGACGAGGCUGCCCACAGACUGAUCCAAGCUAAUCAAGGGGAGACCCCCCUCCCUUACUUUGACCAUCUCGGCGGUUACGAACUGCAGGAUUACACGCAGCGCUCCUCGCCACACGAACGCGACCAGUCCCACGAGGGCAGGCUUCGUCGGAACAGUGACAGUAGCGAUCCGGAGAACGACGACAAUCUGAAUAAUGACACUGAAGAUGAUGAUGAGGAUAGUGAUGAUGCCACGCCCAAACCUAAAGACUCCGCAGGAGAUAUGGUUUACGUAACGACUCUAUAGCAGGCUUGGCGUUUUAUUCCACGCACUGCUGACCUGAUGUAUCAUACUUCUUAGAUGAUUCCUGUAUCUGAUGGACCCUCUUUUAUAAAUGCAACUGUUUUUUUUAUUGGACUAAGACUUGGAGUUUAUUGAGUUUGGAGGAGAGAUUGUUUAUCGGCAUGUAGAGGUCUCGUCUUCACAACCUAGUCCGUCAUGUUUGUUGUUUCUUCCUCUACAUCAGUACAUUGUGUCAACUCUUCAUAAAAACACCGUCACUAGGUUUGCUUUCCUGUUUAGCCAUCACGCAUGAAGCAGUCAAAUUUGUUUAUUUCGUGGCAACUUCAGCUGCUUAAGCUGAGACAACUUCAAUUUGUGGAUGUCACAUGGAUUAGAUGUUCUUGCCGAUGCGCUCAGGUUGUCACCAUGGUUACAGGUAGUUAUCCCCAACAGUGACAUUGCAUUUGAAAUUCACCAAGUUUCUUGCACGGCCACAUUUAGGAUCCCGUGAAUGCAGAACAGUACACUCAGCAAUGGUCCACCACACCCCCAUGUCUGUCGAUCUCUAUCAACCGCAUGGGGUUUUUUGCUUGUGCAAUUAAAGCAGACACUGUCUUCUCUCAAACAGAUUCUUGGCAAAAUAUUUAAUCUGUGAUUUCAUUACCGUUAAAGUGUUCCUUGCUCGUUGCAUUAAGAAGGGGAAUGAAACUUCAUUACUGAGUGAAGAUUUGGAAACACCACUGUACCGUGAGGACAUUUUUACAAGAGUGAUUGAAAAGACUAACGCUCAAAGCAUUUAUUAAUGAAAUUGGCCAUGUUGUGUUUUGUUUGAUAUCAUUGGCUCGUUUUGACGAAACCAUUUCAAACCACUGUAAUGGACAACAUAAGCCUGGUAUCACGGUUGAACUUGUUUGUGUUUGCAACUUUUUAAAGUUAUAAAUUUAUCGGUUUCACUCCAUAACCAAAAUGACUGUGCAUGCCACACUUGCCUGGAUCAGGCCCAGCAUAAAUGAAUUAACUGUAUUUAUCACUGUUUUGUUUACUUUUUUCACACUUCACUAUCAACGCUAAUCUAUUUCAAAUGCUGGUGGUUUUAAUCAGCACACUUAUACACUGGUGCCUACAUGCAGUGGUCAUUCCACAUUAUUUGCUGUGUGUAACAAACAAAAAUAUUAUGAGUAUUUUAUAAGUGAUGACAUUGGCAUGGUUUACUGUGACUGUUGUAGUUACCUCUCCAUAUAUACCUGAUUCCCAUAGAUAAUAGCUCUAGGGCUUUGCAUGAAGUAUUUAAACCAUUUUGUUCAGUAGAGGGGGCCCAGUUUUGUGUAUUGCCAUAGAAACAGCGCCAUCUUGGAUCCAUAUUAAGACAUGUAAUUAAUUGGAAAUUAAUGCGAUAUCCAAACCCGCAUUUUGUCAACCGCUACGGGUGUAUGCUGCAGUAUACCAGCGACAAAACCAGCUGAUUCGGACCUUUUACGCAGAUGUAAACCUACUAUUCACCUACCUACAACCCUGGCCAAUUCUCGCUGGGACCCCAACCCCCCGGCCCCCGUUCAGUGUCUCAUUGCGCGGUGUGUGCUCCAUCAGCUGGAGAGAACAACAUUGACCGGGGGAGUGGGUGACCGUGGCAGGCUCAGGAAGUGUCCCCAACCAGUUAGGCCGGGAUUGUAGAUCCAAGAUGGUGUUGUAAAGUGGACCCCAACUAUAUGGUGUGACCCAUAUGCAACAAAGUUUAUUUCAUGGCAAAGAUACGCUGUAGAUUUCUGUUGGGCCACUAUUUUUGGCACAUUCUGCUCUUUUCAUUUGAAGUACACAAGGACCUCCUCAGAACACCAGAUUGCGUAGGAGUUGUCUCAAUAAUCCUGGAAACGUUGUGAAAUUAAUGUUGCAUCAUAGAGAACGGAACAGAUUUCAUCAUAGUAUCCCAGAGUUCCUUCAGACUUUCGAUUAGUCAAAAUGAACCCUAUCCGUGAAAUUCUCCGGCCAAUUUUUCUGGAAUUAUUUUCAAGAUGACUCCUUCGCAGCGCCAUGUAAUUGACUCUUGCAAUAUCACGUGCUUGACUUAAAAGAUAAAUUUACUCCCAAUGUCAGUCCGUAGUGCUUCCCCAAACAUCAAGUCUAGUAAGUGUCUCCAAGAUGUUUCCAAGAAGUACCUCACGUUGAGCCAUGUGUAUCAAACUCAGCAAUCAUCAGGUCACGUCCAAGUUCAGACAUUUUGGCCGUAACUUGGAUUCAUUGCCAAAGAUAUGCUUAUUUAUAACAAAACAAGAAAAAAAACCAGUCAAUUUUGGCACUUAAUUGUUUCUUGCGCUGACUAAAAUUAAUUUUUUUAUCAGCAAUAAUCUGAAUUUUUUUUGGAGUUGAUGUUGCACAAGUUGGCACAGUGGUAAUGCUUUCACUCGUCACGCAAAUUAAGCUAGGAGAGUCCUGAUCUUUUCUGUUAUGCAUUCCUGUGUUUCGUUCUAUUAAAAACGCUCAUUUAUUGUUGUCUGACUGUUUGGGUCAAUGAAAUUACUUCUUUUUAAUUUUACUCCAUAUAGAACCUGAAGACUAACCAUAUUUGUUUUGUAAGAAUAUCGUGUUGCAAAUUUUGUUUGGAUAAGGGGAUAGUACAAAAGAUGAAACAGUUUGAACGUAUUUCACACCUCUUCUAGAAUGUGGCUAUGGUA